AUGCGCGAGUCCGUUUACGAUGGCAUCACGGUCGGCUGUGGACAAGACGCCGCUGUUGAAACCGGUGACGCCGUCGCCGGACAUACGCAACGCCUUCUGCAUGGCCUCUUCGAAAGUGCGGCCGAUAGACAUGACCUCACCAACAGAUUUCAUACCACUGCCGAGCAGGUUGUCCGCAAACUCGAACUUACGCAAAUCCCACUUGGGGAUUUUAACAACCACGUAAUCCAAACUUGGCUCGAAGCAAGCUGUGGUGACCAAGGUGAUAGCAUUGCGCAUCUGCACCAAGUCGUAACCCAGAGCUAUGCGGGCAGCAACGUAUGCCAACGGGUAUCCGGUAGCCUUGGACGCAAGGGCGGAACUGCGACUGAGGCGUGCGUUCAGCUCAACAAUGAAGUACUCGUCAGUUUCCGGGUUGACGGCAAUCUGGAUGUUGCACUCACCAAUGAUGCCAAGGUGACGAACAAUCCUGAAAGAGAUCUCGCGGUACUUGUAGAGCUCUACGUUGGUCAGGGUUUGCGCAGGAGCCACCACGAUGGAGUCGCCUGUGUGGAUACCGAGGGGGUUAAAGUUCUCCAUGCUUGCCGGAGUUAUGCAGUUGUCGCUGUUGUCACGGAUGAUCUCAAACUCGAUCUCUUUCCAACCGUGCAGGGCCUUGUCGAUGUAAACGCAUACGGCGGCAUCUUCCGACUCGGCGCCGUUAUUAGACGAGGUGCCCUCGGGUUCGUGUCCUUUACGGCACGAGCCUGGGGUGAAAAUGUUUGA
Messenger RNA from Babesia ovata, 765 nucleotides. RefSeq lists its product as uncharacterized. The transcript has a single exon. The record is from RefSeq and is a predicted model, not a curated record. Lineage: Eukaryota; Apicomplexa; Aconoidasida; Piroplasmida; Babesiidae. Bases 1 to 765 code for a protein of 254 amino acids.